Messenger RNA from Cuscuta europaea, 2261 nucleotides. The record is from the annotation of a GenBank genome assembly. NCBI's taxonomy places the organism in Eukaryota, Viridiplantae, Streptophyta, Magnoliopsida, Solanales, Convolvulaceae.
UAAUAAAGCCAGCCUUGAACGCUUUCACCAAAAUUCCUUCUUCUCCACUGUUUUCUCCUCAAAAUUCAACCAUUUCGCUGGUGUUGCUAAUUAAUCAUCAUAUAUCCAACAAUGGUAAUAAUCUCACAUGAAUCAUUCCCGCCAAGUAAACGUCUACCUCCGACGGGGCCGAUCGAUUCCCGGAAUCUCUCUGACCAUCGGCUUCUUCAUUCGCUUCUCGCAAUUUCGCUUGAGAUUUCGUCUAUACAGCCGAUUCGCUUUCUCCUCAGGAGAAACACUUAUUCGAUGAUUAGAAGGUCAAAGCUGGUAAGCAUUCUGUUCGAAGAGCUUCUCCGGAGCCCGGUGACGGCGUUUCCGCCGACGGCUGAGUUAUGUUUCGAGGAACUGUAUAUAGCUCUGCAGAGUAUAAAGGGUUUGAUUGAGGAUUGCCGGAAUUCGAGCAAGAUGUGGCUUCUGAUGCGGAGCGAGAUGAUCUCCAACAGAUUCCACCAGCUCUCCGUGGAGUUGUCCACGCUAUUGGACAUUUUUCCGGCGAAGGAUUUGGAGCUAGGCGAAGACGUGGAGGAAUUGAUCUGCCUUGUUCAGAAACAGAGCUCAGAAAAGGAAGCUUAUGUGGACUCUGGCGAUGAAGUUCUAAGAGAAGAUGUUCUACGUAUGUUGGACAGAAUUAAACAAGAAAUCGUCCCAGAUCAGGAAAAUCUCGCCGAGAUUUUCAGCAAAUUGACUCUCGGCGAUUCCACGAGUUGCAGCGAUGAAAUCGAUUGCUUGGAGGAUGAAAUUCAGAGCCAAACGGAUGCUAAGUCGAAAUCCGACAUUGUCGCUUUGAUAAGCUUGGUUCGCUACGCAAAGUGCGUCUUGUACGGCGCUUCUACGCCGAGAAGAGCCCAGAGACGACGGAAGACGACGGCUGAUGUGGUCGCCCCUGCAGAUUUCCGAUGUCCGAUAUCUCUCGAUUUGAUGAGGGACCCUGUGGUCGUGUCCACGGGACAGACGUACGACCGACCCUCGAUUUCCCUCUGGAUCGAAUCGGGUCAUAACACGUGUCCCAAGACGGGCACGUCGCUGACCAGCGGGGAGCUAAUUCCCAACGUGGCGUUGAAGAACACGAUAGCUACGUGGUGCAGGGAACAGAGAAUCGCGAUUGAAUUAACGGAUCCGAACGUGAAGUCUCACGGCGCCGUCACCAACAAGGCGGCGUUGGAGGCCACGAAGAUGAUGGUUUCGUUUCUGGUUAACCAAUUGAAGACUUCUCAGUCAGUUGAAACGGCUAACCGUCUGGUCCACGAGCUUCGGGCCUUGGCGAAGACCGAAUCCGAUAGCCGAGCCUGCAUCGCGGAGCUCGGAGCUCUGCCGCUGCUGGUCAAGCUUUUAGGCCCGGAGAAUCCGAGCCUGCAAGUCAACGCCGUCACGGCGAUUCUCAACCUCUCCAUCCUGGAAGCAAACAAGGCGAGGAUAAUGGAGAUGGACGGCGUUCUAAACGGCGUGAUCGAGGUGCUCAGAUCCGGCUCCACGUGGGAGGCAAAAGGCAACGCGGCGGCCACCGUGUUCAGCCUGACUGGUUUAAGCACCCACCGGAAGUGCCUGUGGAGCAAGACACGCGUAGUAAAGGGAUUGGUUAAUCUGGCGCGUGAAGGGCCCACGAGUUCAAAGCGUGAUGCGGUGGUGGCAAUUUUGAAUUUGGCGGGAGACAAGGAGGCGGCGGGGAAGCUAAUCGAAGGAGGAGUGGUGGAGAUGGCGGGGGAGGUGAUGGACGCGCUGCCGGAAGAAGCGGCUACGAUCCUCGAAGUGGUGGUGAAAAGGGGAGGAGUGGCGGCGGUUGCGGCGGCGUACCCUAUCAUUCAGAAAUUGACGAAGCUACUGCGUGAGGGAACGGACAGGACGCGGGAAAGCGCGGCCGCAACGCUGGUGAAUAUGUGCCGGAGAGGCGGGUCGGAGAUUGCGGCAGAGCUGGCGGCGGUCCACGGGAUCGAGCGGGUAAUAUGGGAGCUGAUGGGGACGGGGACGGGAAGAGGGCGGAGGAAGGCGGCGGCAUUGUUGAGGAUACUGAGGAGAUGGGCCGCAGCAGGCCCAAACGAGGAUUCGAAUGUGAGCGGUACAACAAGGAUAUUAUUGCCCGGACGGGUGACCUAACCCCUCCAUAUUUGUUCUGAAACUCAACAAAAUUUCAUAUUUAUAUUUGUUAAAAGAUAUUUGUACAUAUUCAUUCAUUUCAAAGACUUCAACCACACAUAUUAAACUGAAACACAGAGCAUGAAUUUCCA